AUGAAUCAACGAACAACUGCUGCAGUUCGAACAACCGCCCGGAUAUACAACACCAUUCGAGGUGGAAACUGGAGUAAGACAAGGAACAAUGGCAAGGUCCUUAAUGUUCAAUUUCGCUAUCGACGACAACAUGUGAAGGACAGUCGAUCACUGAACAUCAUAAAGAAGUGUCCUGCUGAUAUCGUCUUAGCACCAUCAAGUUGCCUCUUGACUGAUCUCGAGUACGCCGACGAUGUUAUUAUAUUCACGAAAAGCACUACGAAACUUCAACAUGUUCUCAGUCUUGUAUCGAAAUUGGCUGCAGCCUAUGGAUUACGUGUACGCCCUGGUAAAUGCAAGCAGAUGUGGAUCUCUACGAGACGUCAAGCGGGAAUCAGGGUGGACGGACAACCGAUAGAACUCGUCGAUAAAUUCUGUUACCUGGCUGUAUACUGA
Messenger RNA from Necator americanus (New World hookworm), 435 nucleotides. RefSeq lists its product as uncharacterized. Lineage: Eukaryota; Metazoa; Nematoda; Chromadorea; Rhabditida; Ancylostomatidae. The transcript has a single exon. The record is from RefSeq and is a predicted model, not a curated record. The coding region runs from base 1 to 435 and encodes 144 amino acids.